Messenger RNA from Hibiscus syriacus, 1454 nucleotides. RefSeq names its product UDP-glycosyltransferase 91C1. The coding region runs from base 2 to 1429 and encodes 475 amino acids. NCBI's taxonomy places the organism in Eukaryota, Viridiplantae, Streptophyta, Magnoliopsida, Malvales, Malvaceae. Gene Ontology annotation, molecular function: UDP-glycosyltransferase activity. The record is from RefSeq and is a predicted model, not a curated record. The transcript has a single exon.
UAUGUUUAUUCCCAUUCCCAAUUCAAUGGAUAACAGGAAAUCUCUGCACAUAGUGAUGUUCCCAUGGCUUGCAAUGGGUCAUUUCAUCCCUUUCUUUCGUCUCUCCAAGCUCUUAGCUUUGAAGGGUCAUAAAAUCUCCUUCGUUUCGACCACGGGAAACCUCUCUAAACUUCCAAAAAUCCCAUCAAAUCUAUCUUCCCACAUGACCCUAAUCUCCUUCCCCUUGCCCCCAGUUCCCAACUUACCAUACCUCGCCGAAUCCUCCAUGGACAUCACUGAUCAUAACCAGCAGCAAUCACUCAAACACGCCCUCGAUCUCCUAAAACCGCUUCUUUCCUCUUUCCUUCAAUCCUCCAAACCCGAUUGGAUAAUCUACGACUACGCUUCUUAUUGGCUUCCCUCUGUGGCAGCGCAGCUAGGUGUCUCGCGCGCUUUCUUCGCUGUCUUCUCAGCUGCAUGCUUAUCCUUCAUGGGCUCACCGUCCACGUUGAUCGGUAGCGGUGGAGAUGAUGCAAGGUCGACGGGUGAGGACUUCACGAAAGUUCCCAGCUGGGUUCCUUUCGAAUCCAACCUGGCUUACCGUUUGCAUGAAAUAAUUAAAUAUUUCCAACGGACGGACGAGGAUAACUUUGGACCACCCGACACUGUCCGAUUCGGUGUUACGAUUCAAGAGAGUGAAGUUGUUGUCGUUAGAAGCUCAGCCGAGUUCGAACCGGAGUGGCUCGAUCUUUUGGGGCGGCUGUAUGAAAAACCGGUGAUGCCGGUUGGGUUUUUACCGCCGAUACCGGAAGAAUUAGAUGACAUCCUGGACGAUGAAAAAUGGGUUUGUGUUAGAAAGUGGUUAGAUGAACAGAGAGUCAAUUCAGUGGUUUACGUAGCGAUGGGGUUAAGUAAAGAAGAACUCGGUGAGUUGGCUAACGGGUUGGAGGAAUCAGGUUUACCUUUCUUUUGGGUACUGAAGAACACACCUGGAACAAGCGAGUCAGAGUUGGAAAUGCAGCCGGAUGGAUUCAAGGAGCGAGUCAAGGGACGUGGGUUCCUUUACUUGGGCUGGGCGCCACAAGUGAAGAUACUGAGUCACGAGUCGAUUGGGGGAUUCUUGACCCACUGUGGUUGGAACUCGGUUAUAGAGGCAUUGAGGUUGGGCCGAGUUCUGAUAAUGCUUCCAAUGUUGAAUGACCAAGGAUUAAAUGUCAGGUUGUUCCAGAACAUAGGUGUGGGUCUAGAGAUACCGAGAAACCAAUCAGAUGGAUGGUUCACGAGCGAGGUGGUGGCCGAGUCGGUUCGGGCGGCGGUGUUGGAAGAAUCAGGCAAGGGGUUGAGAGAAAUGGCAAAAGCAAUGAAGGGUUGUUUUGGAGAUCCGGGGAGGAAUGGUGGUUGGGUGGACAAAUUUGUAAGUCAACUGGAGGAUUAUGGACACAGGGAAUGAUUUGUAUCGGAAUGAAUGGAAUUAA